GUUGUAUAGAAAAUAAGUUGGCAUAAUGAACUUGGAAUUAGGCAUACAAAUUUUGCUAAUGGCAUCUGGCCUAAGGUUAGUUUGGAGCAUUGUCUGCUACAAUUGCGACUCAAAGACGCUUCCCGAAUGCGCACAAACACUGGGUGAGGAAGGACUUUUGCCGUUCAAGGAGUGCGCAGCAGAAGUACCAUGUGCUAUGUCUAUUGGUAAGUGGAAAGGUCGGACCGAAAAAGGAUUAUCAUUAUUUUUAUUUACAGUGGACUCCACCACGUAUCGCGGCUGUGAAGUUGAAGUACCCACCGAAGAAGCCACGUAUGCCAAGAACUGCACCAGCAAUUUAUGCAAUGCUGGCGUAUUUCCGCCUGGGCGUCUUAAGUGUCAUCACUGCAUGGGCGCAAGCUGUGUCGAAGCGCCAGUUGUAAAACCACGUCCAUGUCUCUAUCAUCAUGAGGAGGAUGCUUGCUACACUGAGGUGGUAAAUGCAAAUCUUGCCUACCGUGGCUGCGUCUCCGAUAGCAAUCAUACGGCAGUCAAUACAGCCAAGGUGUGUGAGAUCAAUGGCUGCAAUGCUGAGCGUGGUGCUUGGACAUUAACUUGCGCCAGCUGUGAUUCCAGCAAGGGCCGCGGCUGCAAAAUGGAUCUCUUUCAGCUGGGCAGUAGUUGCAAUAUAAGUUUGUUUGAACUGUGCGAGGAGCAGCUGCUGUUGGGAGAAGAGCAGGGCCACUACUGCUACACAUAUCAUCAUCUGAGUCGUGUGGUACGUGGUUGUUCUACGCAACUGCCUGCAGAGCUAGAGCCGCAUCGCCUUGAGUUGCAGCAGUGUGCCAAUGCUACCAAUUGCAAUGCGCGUUGCCUUCCCCAACAGCAAUGCCUAAACUGCAAUUCAGCUGAAAAGGAUGUGUGUCGCAGCAAUGCCACGGCAGUAAGUGCUCAAAGCUGUGGCUCCGCUGAAGCGUCCAGCUGCUAUGCGUGUGUUUAUGAUGACUUUGGCGUGCGACGCGGCUGUGGCCACCCACCCACUGACUCAACAAUAACGAAUUGCUAUGAAUGCGAUGGCCACUUGGAGAAAGGAUGUAAUAAGCGUGACUUUACACGAUGCUAUCGCUGCAGCAGCGAUGAGGCGGGUGCAGGCUGCAUUAAUUGGGAGCGUCCAGGUGGCAUUUACAUUGAGCAAUGUGCUGUGCCAGCAGCGCCAUGCUUAGUGCUUAGCUAUGUGAAUGGGACUGUUGAGCGUGGCUGUCAGCGUGAAGAUUUUAACUGCAGCACAGCAUCCGUUGUCAGCUGUCGUAGCUGUGAAGGCAACUUUUGCAACAAGGGUCCAUUUCCGGCGGAGCGCCUAUGGUGUCAUCAGUGCGAAGAUUGUGAGCAAGUAAUAAGCGGACAGAGUGCGUUGCCUUGUGGCUUGGACGCCAAUGAGCCUGUGGAUCAAAAUGCGGCUUGUCUGGAGUUUUUUGAUGAGCAGAGCCAUCAGAUAAAGCGUGGCUGUCGGUCCCAAGCACAGCUCUACUAUGAGUGUCUGCUAAGAAGUGACAAGUGCCGUCUUUGCCAGAGCAAUGGCUGCAAUGAUACGCCUGGAAAGCAACUGCGACCACAACACUUGGAACUGUAAGUAAGGAUAGA
Molecule: messenger RNA, 1620 nt
Organism: Drosophila busckii
Lineage: Eukaryota; Metazoa; Arthropoda; Insecta; Diptera; Drosophilidae
Product: CG15170
Exons: 2
Coding region: 26-1609 (527 amino acids)
Source: RefSeq, a predicted model, not a curated record